CCUCUUCAUUGUCGUUCACUGGAAUCCAACCUGGAUUUUCACAUCACCCUCAAUCGCUGAUUCCUUCCAUUUCGGAAUUUUGCGCAUUAAAAAACACAUUUCACAUAUCAAAAACUAUUUUUUUUUUUUAAUUUAUUUAUUUUCAAUCUUUUCAGUACCAUCCGAAUAAAUAUUCAGUUACCGAAAAAACAAAAGAAGAAAAUCUCUGGGUUUUAAAGUCCAGAGAGAAACGAUAAGUCGUAUUGGUGUUUUGAUAAAUCCAUCAAAAGAGGGGAAUUUUGGUUUCCAAAAACCUCGUUCCCCUCUCAAAAAAUAAAUAAAUAAAUAACGAUGAUGCAGAAAUUGAGUUUGACGCCUUCUCAUGGAUUUCCUUCAGAGCUUGUUUUUCAGCAAGAAUUGGUCAUGAAGGGUUCUCAACAAUUGAUGCCUUGUCUUGUACCAAAACCUGAAAUUAUUAAAUAUCAGUGUCCUAAUCUGAGGUUAAAUUCGUCUGCAAAAUCAAGGAUGACUCCUAAAGAGUGGUUCAAUUCUAAUCGGUUUGUCAAUGUUGAAUUUUCAGCUCUAAGGCCAAUGGUUAUUGAUGUACAAGCAACUUGUCCAAGCACAGUACUUUCCAGCUUUGGCAUUGUUGAUAAAUAUACUGAGGGUGAUAAAAUUUUGCAUUGCAUCACAUCUGCGACUGCUGAAGCAGGUAUAGGUGGAGUUCGUAAAGAUUUGUUGUCUGACUUGAUGGAUUUGCAAUUGUCAGGCAUUAAUAUGCCUCAAAUGCCAUGGCCACCUCUUAUCUACCCAAAUAGGACAUUCAACAUCUCGAAGCCUUUGCUUGAUAUUUUUCAAGAUUCAGCCCUUAGUUCAAAAAUUACAGUUCAUCCAGAUGGUCAAGUCACAUUUAUGGGUACAGAAAUUGAGAUGAAAGAUUUUCUUGCAGUAAUUGCUGAGUCAUAUUUAUCAGAACACAAACAUAAGGGUGAAAAACAGUCUAUGCUUGUUCCACACUUCAGUAGGCUGAAUAUAAAUGAAGUAGCGGCCAGAAGUCAUACUUCCACAUUGGAAGUUCACUCUACUCUGACUGUUCCUUUAAAAAGUCACGAGAAAGUCAAAGCCAAGCCGUCACAAAAAAAGAACAAGAAAGUAGCCAGGGAGAGGGAUCUCUUCAAGAAGAACUACAUUCAUGCAUGUGAGAGCCUUCUGUUCUUGAUGGCUGAUAAGAGGCAUCAUCGCGAAACGGCAAUUCUUUCACUGAAGAAAUCUGGCCCGGAGCUUCCUGAGCUUCUCACACAAUUUUCUACUGGCAUUGCUGGUACCGGCCUUGCUGUCCUGCUAUCUGUGAUGUGCAAGCUAGCUUGUGGAAGGGUUCCUUUUUGUGCGUCUAAGGUCUUCAGCACGGGUUUGGGUUUUGGGCUUGUUUGGCUUUCUUGGGGAGUAAAUAAACUGAGGGAUACAAUUGUUAACAUAAGCAAGAAUUCUGGAAAGAUGAGAGGAUUGAAAGAUGAGGAAAUGAUUCAAAAGGUUGAUACAAGCCUAAAAGAAGUUUACUUUAGAGCUGCAGCAUUGCUAGUAGUGGCAGUGCUAAGGCUCACUUAAGCAUUGUCUCCGAAGACAUGAUCACACACAAUUUGAAGUGCUGUAAGUGCCACAGGCUCACAAGUAAUCGGUUAAUGCAACAACCGUUGUAUCUGAUUUGUUGGAUGUCGAGCUCUAUGGUUGCUGAAGUGAUAACCAAGCAUAAAGUAAUCUUGGUUUCAAAACAACUGAGGAUGCACAAUCUCAUGGUUGUUUGAUUUGAUCAUCACUAUGGUAUGGUUAUUACUUGUUAAGUAGUUUCAAUAGUCCAAGCAAUGUAAUCAUUUGCUUUGCAUUAUUGUGAUAGAUAAAUUGUAAAGUCUUAGGUAGAAUUUUGCAAUGAAAUGUACCGACUGAUUUAGUGAAAAUGUUAUCAGGUUUUCCCUUUCCUCAUAAGUUAGGU
Messenger RNA from Cicer arietinum (chickpea), 1966 nucleotides. RefSeq lists its product as uncharacterized. NCBI's taxonomy places the organism in Eukaryota, Viridiplantae, Streptophyta, Magnoliopsida, Fabales, Fabaceae. The record is from RefSeq and is a predicted model, not a curated record.